This is a messenger RNA of Sesamum indicum (sesame), 2277 nucleotides long. Its product is annotated as sugar transporter ERD6-like 6. The record is from RefSeq and is a predicted model, not a curated record. Gene Ontology annotation, biological process: transmembrane transport; carbohydrate transport. Gene Ontology annotation, molecular function: sugar transmembrane transporter activity. Lineage: Eukaryota; Viridiplantae; Streptophyta; Magnoliopsida; Lamiales; Pedaliaceae. Gene Ontology annotation, cellular component: membrane.
UUGUCUCUAUGUCCAAAUUUACACAAAUUUGCAGCAGCUAAGAGAUUCGUUACCUGUCGUCUCUUUGUCAGAUCAUGGUGUCAACUAAGCAAGAAUUCAUGGAGCCCAACAAAAUAUUUCCCUUCACCAGCUUAGCUGCCAAUCCAAUCCCAUAAUAAAAAUAAUAAUGGCCGCCAGCUAAAAGGUACAUAAAAAUCUUGUCCACGUUAAACAUAUGGUUCGGACACGACUGUUCAGACAGGUUUCCCAUCUCUUAAUUCUCAUCCUUUCCGAGGUCGUCUUCAAUUCAACUGCUACUCUAAGAACCAGAAAAGAACGGCUUUUCUGAUCUCGUACUGUACUGAAGAACAGCCAAGAAUCAGUUUUUGAAUUUGGGUUUUCUAUUUGCUUGAAUUGGAUUUUCUUCAACUCUACUGCAACUACAAGAAACCAAAAAAAAGAAGAGUCUAUUGAUCUCGUAGGGUUUUCAAGACCAAUCAAAAAUCAUUUCUUGAAUCUGGGUUUUUGCACUUUCUUGGAUUCGAUCUUUUCGUGGCGGAAAGGAAAAGGAGAAAGGAAAGAUGAGUUUCAGAGAUGAGGUAGAAGAUGGGAGGGGAGAUCUGAGGAAGCCAUUUCUGCAUACAGGGAGUUGGUAUCGGAUGGGCUCGAGGCAGUCUAGUAUGACAGCCUCGGCCCAAGCUAUCAGGGACAGUUCUAUCUCAGUCCUGGCCUGUGUCUUGAUCGUGGCUUUGGGUCCUAUCCAGUUUGGUUUCACUUGUGGUUACUCUUCACCAACACAAUCUGCUAUCACCCAAGAUCUCAAGCUUACAGUCUCACAGUUCUCCUUAUUUGGUUCUUUAUCGAAUGUGGGAGCUAUGGUUGGGGCAAUAGCUAGUGGUCAGAUUGCUGAAUACAUAGGUCGAAAGGGGUCGUUGAUGAUUGCUGCGAUACCUAAUAUCAUUGGUUGGCUUUCCAUAUCAUUUGCAAGAGACUCCUCGUUUCUUUACAUGGGAAGGUUGCUGGAAGGAUUUGGUGUGGGUAUAAUCUCUUACACGGUGCCUGUAUACAUAGCUGAGAUAGCGCCACAAAAUCUGAGAGGGUCACUGGGCUCAGUGAACCAGCUCUCUGUGACAAUUGGAAUUAUGCUGGCAUAUCUACUGGGACUAUUCGUCAGUUGGAGAGUGCUUGCAGUUCUUGGAAUAUUGCCUUGUCUGAUACUGAUACCGGGACUCUUUUUCAUCCCAGAAUCUCCUCGGUGGCUGGCUAAAAUGGGAAUGACAGAAGAUUUUGAAGCAUCUCUGCAAGUACUUCGGGGGUUCGACACUGAUAUUACCGUUGAAGUAAAUGAAAUCAAGAGGUCUCUAGCUUCAACAAGCCGAAGAACGGCGAUCCGCUUUGCAGAUUUCAAAAUGAGAAGAUAUUGGUUGCCCCUAAUGAUAGGAAUCGGUUUACUUGUUCUCCAACAGCUAUCAGGAAUUAACGGCGUUAUAUUCUAUUCCAAUAAUAUAUUUGAAUCUGCUGGGAUCUCAUCGAGCAAUGCUGCAACAGUAGGUGUCGGCACUAUUCAGGUUAUUGCUACUGCAGUGGCUACAUGGUUGGUGGACAGAACAGGCCGUAGGAUUCUGUUAAUUGUAUCCUCGGCUGGAAUGUCUUUGAGCCUCCUGGUAGUUGCCGUGGCAUUCUUUUUAAAGGGCUUAGUUUCUGCGGAUUCUACACUGCAUGGCAUCUUGGGAAUCCUAUCCGUAGUUGGGGUGGUGUGCAUGAUCAUCUCUUUUUCACUCGGAAUGGGGCCUAUUCCAUGGCUUAUAAUGUCUGAGAUUCUGCCGAUUAAAAUCAAAGGCCUAGCUGGAAGCGUUGCAACUUUGUUCAACUGGUCCUUCUCCUGGGCCAUUACCAUGACUGCACCUCUGCUACUGGCCUGGAGCAGUGGAGGAACCUUCACUCUAUACACAGUCAUGUGUGUAUUCACUGUUGCAUUUGUGGCAAUUUGGGUUCCGGAAACGAAGGGAAAGACAUUAGAGGAGAUCCAGUUCUCCUUCAGAUGAGAUUCUUUUCUCAGUUUUGCAUCAUUUUUUCCACAUUUACCUCUGUAUUGCCGUUCUGUUGGGAUGGUCUGUCGUUCAUAUGAACUGCGUUGGCGUAAGAGAUGGAUGUCAAUAUUGUCUUUGUUACUGAGUUUCUAGGUGGGAGAAUUUUGGGCUGCUUGAAAUGUUUAUUCCAAGGUAAAGCUUUGGAUGCCUGUGGGUAUUUGUAAAAUUUAACUUAUUAUUUUAUAAAUAAAUAAAUUUCAUUAUCAUC